AGUUCCUCUUAUAUAGUGAGGGAACCCAUUCUUUCCGCGCACUCUAAGAAAGGAAAGAACUGGUUUUUAUUCGCAUAAGUGUUGUUCUACCGUCAAAGUAAAAAUGAGGGAAAUUGUGCAUCUUCAGGCUGGACAGUGUGGAAACCAGAUCGGAGCUAAGGUUUGUACGAUUAUUUUACAAAUUAAUUUGGUGCAAAUCGUGCGCGUAAAAUCGCCGGUUCUUUGUAUGGGUGUCUGGUUAACCACACCCAAAGAACUGUAUUGUUAAUGAAAAUGAUUGCAAAUUAUAUUCCUAACCUAUUGAUUGUUUUGUUGUUUGGUGGGGAGAAAAGAAAAGAGCUUUGGUGUUUUAUGCACUUCUGUAUAAUUUUAUUCGACUGGUUUUAUUUGGUCUCGAAAUGAUCUUGACACUGUAACGUUACUAGCGAGUAAGUCAAUAUACAUGAGAAUGGGUAUUAAGAAAUUGAUUUUUUUUUAAUUAAAGAUAUCAAUGAUCGAUUAAAUAUGUAUAUACGUAGGCCUGUGGAUUACCAUACUACUGCAAUGCGCAAAAUGGGAAGUAUUUUAGUUGCCAAAUAACAUGGCCAUAUAAGAACUAAUCACUUACAAUUCGGUUAUUGUCUUAAUAUACAUAAUUAUUUCCCCCAAAAAGGAAAGAAUUUGACAUUUGUUCAACGCAACAUUAUGGCCUACACUUUUUUCGAUUCAUUGAGCGCGUGCCGCGCCCGUUUUUCUUGCGGAUAUGGGCGGUGUUUCAGCAAGUGACGUAUUUGAACGUUUCAAAACCAUAACUGAUGGGUUUCAGCCAAUCGGAGGUCAUGCCGCGCGCGCGGAAUUGUACAGGAGGGAGAUUUUCAUUCCAGAUGUCUAACUUUUAAAUGUAUGUAGGCCUACCUAACGUUCCAUGCAAUAAAGUAGAUCUGAUCCAUUGACGUGAUCAAAUGAGAAUAUUGAACCAAUGUAAUAAUGGCAUAGGCCUAUCAGUGUAAUGGUAUUUAUUGUUGACAUGCAUUUGAUGAAUGGAUCCCACUUUGAAUGGCAUAUUAGCUUACCUAAUAUUGUGCUCUGUACACUUAAACCUAAUGCUCUUCUUGCAGUUCUGGGAGGUGAUCAGUGAUGAGCAUGGCAUUGACCCAACUGGUACAUACCAUGGGGACAGUGACCUCCAGCUCGACAGGAUCAACGUGUACUACAAUGAAGCCUCAGGUAAGCCUUGUUUGUCUAAUUGAUUACUACAUUCUAUUAUACUUCUCAAUUGAUUACAUGUGUGGUUCUGACAUUGACCUUUCUUUGCCUCGUGGUUGUCUAGGAGGUAAAUACGUGCCCCGUGCUGUGCUUGUCGACUUGGAGCCAGGGACCAUGGACUCUGUGAGAUCCGGACCCUUCGGCCAGAUCUUCAGACCAGACAACUUUGUGUUCGGUAGGUCCUUCUGCUUCAUAUUUGACUGUUUUUUAAAUAUAAUACAAGAUACUGUAGAUAAUGUCGCCAAAGAAAGGAGAGAUGAUUUACACAUCUCUUAUUUUGCAGGCCAGAGUGGUGCUGGAAACAACUGGGCCAAGGGCCACUACACAGAGGGAGCCGAGCUGGUGGACUCAGUCCUGGAUGUUGUGAGGAAGGAGGCAGAGAGCUGUGACUGUCUGCAGGGCUUCCAGCUCACCCACUCCCUAGGAGGUGGAACUGGCUCUGGCAUGGGCACCCUGCUCAUCAGCAAGAUCCGUGAAGAGUACCCCGACCGCAUCAUGAACACCUUCAGCGUGGUGCCCUCACCCAAAGUAUCAGACACUGUGGUGGAGCCCUACAAUGCCACCCUCUCAGUCCACCAGCUAGUGGAGAACACUGACGAGACCUUCUGUAUUGACAACGAGGCUCUCUACGACAUCUGCUUCCGUACCCUGAAACUCACUACUCCCUCCUACGGCGACCUCAACCACCUGGUGUCAGCCACAAUGAGCGGCGUUACAACCUGCCUGCGAUUCCCAGGACAGCUGAAUGCUGACCUCCGCAAGCUGGCCGUCAACAUGGUGCCAUUCCCCCGUCUCCACUUCUUCAUGCCCGGCUUUGCCCCCCUCACAAGCAGGGGAAGCCAGCAGUACCGCUCCCUCACUGUUCCUGAGCUCACCCAGCAGAUGUUCGAUGCAAAGAACAUGAUGGCCGCCUGCGACCCCCGCCACGGCCGCUACCUUACAGUGGCUGCCAUCUUCCGCGGACGCAUGUCCAUGAAGGAGGUGGAUGAGCAGAUGCUGAACGUGCAGAACAAGAACAGCAGCUACUUUGUUGAAUGGAUCCCCAACAAUGUCAAGACCGCCGUCUGCGACAUUCCCCCCCGUGGCCUCAAGAUGGCUGCCACCUUCAUUGGCAACAGCACAGCCAUCCAGGAGCUGUUCAAGCGUAUCUCCGAGCAGUUCACGGCCAUGUUCAGGCGUAAGGCUUUCCUUCAUUGGUACACAGGAGAGGGUAUGGAUGAGAUGGAGUUCACUGAGGCAGAGAGCAACAUGAAUGACCUGGUGUCUGAGUACCAGCAGUACCAGGAUGCCACCGCUGAGGAGGAGGGAGAGUUUGAGGAGGAGGGAGAAGAGGAGCUGGCCUAAAUGUUUGUGUAACUGUGCUCUUCCUAGCUGUAUUCACUGACAUGUCAGUCUCAACCUUUCCAGUGUUCCAUUAUCUGUCCCUUUUUUUGUUUUGUCACCUCUGCUAUUACUGUCAAUUCUUGUCUGUACAGAAACAUGUCAAUAAAAUUUCUUAUGUUUAAAGUGCUGUUUCCCUUGAUUCAAUGAUUUCUAUUUUUCAAUAAAUAAAAUACUCAAUUAAUACACUAUUCUGACAUCCACCAGUUAUUCAACUAAGCAAUACACCGUUUUCAGUGGUGAUAACCUCCAGUUAAAUGGCAACAAUAUAUA
Coregonus sp. 'balchen' is the source of this 2898-nucleotide messenger RNA. The record is from the annotation of a GenBank genome assembly. NCBI's taxonomy places the organism in Eukaryota, Metazoa, Chordata, Actinopteri, Salmoniformes, Salmonidae.